Amblyraja radiata (thorny skate) is the source of this 1669-nucleotide messenger RNA. RefSeq names its product microtubule-associated proteins 1A/1B light chain 3A. The transcript is spliced from 4 exons. Lineage: Eukaryota; Metazoa; Chordata; Chondrichthyes; Rajiformes; Rajidae. The record is from RefSeq and is a predicted model, not a curated record. The coding region runs from base 118 to 483 and encodes 121 amino acids.
GCCUUGACGUCAAGGUGUUCACGUGAUACAGUUUGUUACAUCGCUCUGUGUUUGGACACAUCAGGAACAGCACUGUCCGCUUCAGUUGAUCAUUCUCGGCAUUCUCCAGCCCUGAAAAUGCCUUCUGACAAGUCGUUCAAACAGAGAAGAAGCUUUGCUGACCGCGUUAAAGAAGUCCAACAGAUUAGAGACCAGCAUCCUAACAAGAUACCAGUAAUCAUUGAGCGAUACAAGGGAGAGAAACAGUUGCCAGUGUUGGACAAGACCAAAUUCUUAGUUCCGGACCAUGUCAACAUGAGUGAACUUGUCAAGAUUAUUCGGCGCAGACUACAGCUGAACCCCAACCAGGCCUUCUUCCUGUUGGUCAACCAAAGGAGUAUGGUCAGCGUCUCAACCUCCAUCUCGGAGAUCUACGAACAGGAGAAGGACGAGGACGGCUUCCUUUACAUGGUCUACGCCUCUCAGGAAACCUUUGGGUGCUGAGGAUCGACUCAAGCGGCAGACUCACGGCAAAAGAUCCCUGCAAUUCAUUAACUGGUCGUGGAAGAGAAUUUCACUGUGUUUUUAAAAAAGAAAACAAAAAAAGCAAACCGUCAGGAUUUCCAUCCUGCAUUCUGUCAUUCACACGUACUAAGGUCGCAUAGUGUACCGGGUGAUGUAAAACAUUGAACAGCCUUCUCUCACUUGUAUCUAUAUGAUUGGCAAUUGUUUAUUUGCUACUUAUUGGUCUUCAUUUUCGUUUGUGUUUUUUUAUUUUUCAUUUCUUUUUUGUAAUUAAAAAAACAAAUGUGAUUUAAUGCAUGGUCCACCAUACCCAAGCAGUGAGGAGUUUCAAGACCUUAUGACGACUGAUAUGAAAUGAUGGAUCGGAGGGAACUGCAGAUGCUGGUUUACGCCGGAGAUAGGCGCAAAAUGCUGGAGGAACUCAGGGGGGUCAGGCAGCAUCUCUGGAGAAAAGGAAGAAGGGCCUCGACCCGAAACGUCACCCAUUCCUUUUCUCUAGAGAUGCUGCCUGACCUGCUGAGUUACUCCAGCAUUUUGCACCUAUCUUCUAUGAAAUUAUGGAAGCUGUCUUGGCCGGAGACAGUGAGAGAGGGAAACAUAUACAUAGCUAUAUAUGUUAAAGAAAAUGUACCAAUGACUUUAGAACUGAUUCAAAAGUCCAUAUUGAAUAUUGGUACUGAGAGUGCAGAGAUCGGGUGUUGGAGGGAAGGGGUGUGUGUGUGUGUGUGUGUGUGGGGGGGGGGGGGGGGGGAAUAAGUGGAAUGCAAAAAGCAACUUGAAACAGCGUAAUGCUUUUUCCUGGUGUUCACAAUCGGCUAUUUUAUGUAGAAUUUGCUUUUAAUGCACUUUAUAAACAACACGGGUGUUUAGGAAGACCCACAAACUCUCACGUUGCAGCAUAAACCAAGCAAGUUUUUAACGUAGAUGACCAGCGACUGUUUAUUGUGACACUAUUAUGAUUCUUUACUAUUUGUGCAAUGCUCUCCAAUUGCGUUGGGUAAUAUUUAAUUUCUAAUGUAGUUACAGCACCUGUCAAUGUGUGUGAUAAAAAGGAAAUAGCAUUCAUGGAAAUUCUCAUAAUUGUUGAUUUUUAUUUCUCCUUUUGGAACAAAAUGACAUAAUUUACAACAAAAAAAAGUCCAAUACAAAAAUUUUGAUUUAAACA